Molecule: messenger RNA, 162 nt
Organism: Plasmopara halstedii
Lineage: Eukaryota; Oomycota; Peronosporomycetes; Peronosporales; Peronosporaceae
Exons: 2
Coding region: 1-162 (53 amino acids)
Source: RefSeq, a predicted model, not a curated record
AUGAUCUACCCGCGAUUAGCAGCAAAUCUGUCCGGCGAACCUCGCCCUGGAAUACCAUCUCCUCGACUUUGUACCAAAUGUAUACAUUACUGGCUCUCUGUAUUCCGCAAUGGUAUAUCUUUGCGCUUUGCUCAACGAAAAACGAUGUUCAUCUUACUUUAA